AUGCCUGGAAAGAUCACGGUGUAUCUGGACCUCGUGUCACCUUUUGCGUACAUUGGCUACCACAUCCUCCGCCAUUCGCCAGCCUUCAAAGAUGUAACCAUCACAGCGGUGCCGAUCUUCUUGGGCAGGCUGAUGAAAUCGACGGGCAACAUCUCGCCCAUCUUCAACAAAGACAAAUACCUACUCACCAAAGACCGUCUCCGCUGGUCCCGCAUCUUCUCGGUGCCCAUGUGCAUCCCGAUGCCCACCGGCUUCCCCGUCAACCUCGUCAAGCCCAACCGCGCCCUCGCGUACAUCGCUUCUCGCCACCCAACUCACCUUCCCACGGCCUUUGAGGCGCUGUAUCACCAGUUCUGGGGCUUGGAGAUCUCGAAUGUCAAUAUUGGGCAGCCGGAUGGCGAAGCCGGGUUCUUAACCGUUCUGAGGGAGGUGUUGCCCAGGGAGGUGUACGAGGAUGUGGAGAGGGAGUGGAGUGGAGAGGAGGCGAAGACACUGUUGGUGCAGAAUACGGAGAGGGCAGAGAGGGAGGGGGUGUUUGGGUGUCCAUGGUUCGAUUGUGAGAAUGAGAAGGGAGAACGGGAAGGGUUCUGGGGCGUCGAUCAUAUGGGUCAGGUGGUUCGCUUUAUGGGGCUAGAGGACCGGGAUGAGAAUCAGCAGGUUUUGAAGGCGUUGCUUUGA
This is a messenger RNA of Cyphellophora attinorum, 678 nucleotides long. RefSeq lists its product as uncharacterized. The transcript has 3 exons. Lineage: Eukaryota; Fungi; Ascomycota; Eurotiomycetes; Chaetothyriales; Cyphellophoraceae. Gene Ontology annotation, cellular component: peroxisome; mitochondrion. Gene Ontology annotation, biological process: glutathione metabolic process. Gene Ontology annotation, molecular function: glutathione transferase activity; glutathione peroxidase activity. Bases 1 to 678 code for a protein of 225 amino acids. The record is from RefSeq and is a predicted model, not a curated record.